AUGUCACCCGCACUUGUCCACGACAACGACAACAACAGCAGCACGACCAACAUCUUCAACAAAGACAAGAGCUUCUGGAACAACUACAACAAAGGCCGGCCCCACCCGCCCGAAUCUCUCACCAAUCGCAUUUUCAAGUAUCACGAGCAGCAUGGGAGCAGUUUCGCGACGGCCCACGACGUUGGUGCAGGAGACGGGCCGUACGCAGCUAAGCUGAAGGCGCGCUUCGCUCACGUCAUCGUGUCGGACAUCAGCGCGUCCAACGUCGAGCUUGCAAAGCGACGGCUGGGGCAAGACGGCUACUCGUAUCGCCAGGCCAGGGUUGAGGAUGCAGGGAGUGUCGAGGAUGCCAGUGUCGACCUGGUUUUUGCCGCCAAUGUCAUGCACUUCCCCGAUCAAGCGCCCGCCAUGGCGGCUAUUGCGCGGCAACUGCGGCCCGGCGGUACUUUUGCCGCGGCUGCGUUCGGGCCGGCUCGCUUUGACGACGAAGCGCUGCAGGCGCUAUGGGAGCGAAUCAGCGAGCAGGGCGGCCAAGAGCUGCUUGACAAGGCGGGCGCUGAGGAGCAAGCGAAGACCAUGGCCGUCAUGGCAAGGACCGAGGGUACAUACAACACGGCACCCCUUGACACGUCCCUCUUCCUGCCGGGCGCCCAGCGGGUACACCUCAACAUGGACCGUGGCGGUCUGACGGGCAUGCUGCCUGCAUCCAAGGCGCACCUCAACACCGAACCAAGCCACACAGGGCCCAACGAUGUUGAGGUAUGGGAGGAAGAGGCGGGCUGGGAGUUUGAAAUGGACCGAGCGGCCGUCAAAGAGCAUGCCCUCUCCUUCCCCUUCAUCUCAGAUCAGUCGCCUGCCAUGGCGCGCUUGUUCGACGAGUUGGACUCGAUGCUGCCACCCGGUACGUCUGCGCGCGGCCGAUGGCCCGCCAAGAUCAUACUUGCGACGAGGCGAUGA
Bipolaris oryzae ATCC 44560 is the source of this 957-nucleotide messenger RNA. RefSeq lists its product as uncharacterized. The coding region runs from base 1 to 957 and encodes 318 amino acids. The record is from RefSeq and is a predicted model, not a curated record. NCBI's taxonomy places the organism in Eukaryota, Fungi, Ascomycota, Dothideomycetes, Pleosporales, Pleosporaceae. Gene Ontology annotation, molecular function: S-adenosylmethionine-dependent methyltransferase activity. The transcript has a single exon.